GAAGUAUGAUUUCAUUGCGAUGAUGACAUUUCUUAAUCAACAGUCCAAAAUAAACUCUAGACUCAUAUAUACUAUCGGGGCUUUGUUUAACUACAUAACUACUUGUUUGCACUUGACGACGUAUUAAAUAAUCAUUCAUAUUUCAAUAUAUUCAAAUUUAAAUAGUAUAGCAUCGCAAUGUUUAAUCGCAACAAAAAAACGGCUGAUCCAAAACGGAAACAUGAUUUAUCACAGUUUGGGAUUUUUGAUGUGCCCGACCCAGACAAUCAGGAAGAUGACAACGGUGGUGAUAGUGACUUUGAAGCUGAGCUAGCUGCAAUUACGGCUGGCGAAAAGAAAACCAGACCAAAACCCAAACCAAAAGCCAUACCACAAAGUGAUUUGGAUAAAAUGGUUGCAGAGAGUCUACGAGAUAUAGGUUCGGAUGAGGAACUGUCAGGCGAUGAUGAGGAUCCGGAUUUAUUGAAUGAACUUAGUGAGAUUACUGGUAAUGAAGUAGAAGAUGAUGCAACGCCAACAGAAACUUCACCUCCGGUGGCUGUGCAAACACAACCUAUUCCGGAUGUUUCUCCACCGAAUUCGGAUGAACCAAUUCUUCCGACAACAACAAUGGAUACCGUUGAACUGCUCAAAAGUCGCAUUGAGAUGUACAAGAUGGCGGAAAAGAUUGCAAAAGAAAGUGGUGACAGCACUCGUGCCCGUUCUCGUGGCCGAGGUGUUAAAAGUUUAGAGUCAAUGUUGAAGCAAGCAUUAGCUGGAAAAACGAUUAACCCAGACGAUAUACCACCAGUCGUUUCAACAAAAGCCCCAAACGCACCACCUACCGCCGUUUCGGUUACACCUUCGGAACCGCCAGCAAUUGCACAAGAUACUCCAACACAACAGCCAGAAGCCGCAGCUGAGCCAAGUGCCCCCGAUGCAGCUAAAGCAACUCCUGCAGUGAAUGAAACAAAAAUCAAUGCUCUGUUGGAGAGACAGCGAGAAUAUAAAAUGGCAGCUCUAACGGCUAAGAAGUCAGGCGAUACAGCUACCGCACUCCAGUACGUGAAAAUAUCAAAAAUAUUCGAUACAGUAUUAGCGUCAGCUCGGAAUGGAGAUGCAGUUGAUUUAAGCGAUAUGCCCCCACCUCCGAGUGAGCUACCGAGUGAUAUGUUGAAAGCUGUUGGAGAACCGCAAGCGCCAACACCACCAUCGCCACCGAAAGAAGAAAAUACAGUGCAACAAGCGCUUGAUGAGAAUAAAGGUGACGAACAGCCGGCCGCUGUGCCAGCUCCAAAGCCCAAACCAAUUGAGCUGCCUCCACCAGAAGUGCCUAAAACUAUUUUAGAAGCAUUGACGCAACGACUUCAAAAGUAUCAGGCGGUUGAAGCGAACGCAAAAGCUGAGGGAAAUGAUCGCAAAGCACGACAAAAUGGUCGAAUCGUGAAACAAUAUCUGGAUGCAAUCAAAGCGCACAAAGCAGGCAGACCAGUCAAUUUUGAAGAGCUACCAGCUCCACCCGGAUAUCCACCAAUACCCUCAACAUCAGCGCCUGCACCAGCACCAGCUCCUGCACCCAGACCUACCCCUGGACCACCUACACCGCCAGAAUCAGGUGAUCAGAGUCCAGAAAAUUCAUCACCGAAAAAGUCUCCAAUGAAGCGACAAGACUCGCGAGUCAGCGGCAAUCACUCCAACACGAGCGUUAUGAACAAAACAAUUGAAAUACUGCUCGAGCGACAACGAGAUUUCAAAGAGGCCGCUCUUGAAGCUAAGAAGGCCGGCGAAAUAGAAGAAGCAAAGGAAUUUUUAAAAACAUUCAAAGGAAUUGAUAAUUUAUUAAACGUGGCCAGAGGUGGACUACCAGUUGACCUCUCAUCGCUGCCAAUUUCACCGAAACAACGAGAAAAACUUAACGACACAUUCGAAAUGCUUAGCGACUCCGAGGACGAUGCGGCGACGCCGACGUCGACUUCUGGUGAUCUAAAAGAGCUGUACGAUCGUUUAGAAAAACAGUUGACAAAACAACUAGAAAAAUGCAAAACAUGGAGUGUUCAUCAUCGAGCUCUGGGCGAUGUGGCUGGAACAAAUCGAUUCGAAAACUUAGCAGUAUCUGUACAACACGAUCUGGACAUAGUUAAACUGGCUCAUCGAAAAGGAGGCAAAGUACCGAAAUUUCGCUUUGAUCAGAAAAAUUUCAACAUCGUCAAAUGCAAUGUGGAUUUGGCCGAAACAGAGUUGGAGAUCGAAGUGGUGCGAGGUAUUGGCUACAAUGUAUCAAAACCAAAAGAUGUAGAUACUUAUGUUAAAGUCGAAUUUCCAUAUCCUCAGGAAACUCCAUAUCGGAAUAAAACUGCAGUCAUUUACGACACCGAUAGCCCAGAUUAUAAUGAAAAGUUUGUCGCGGAAAUCCAACCAAAAGCGAGAUUAUGUCAACGUGUGUUCAAGCGCCAUGGCAUCAAAUUUGAAGUCUACAUCAAAGGAUGUUCAUGCUGUUCUGUUAGCCAUCUGUUGCCAUGUACGUGUAACACAAAUCUAUUGUGUUGUUUUAGUGGAUUUCUUCGAUCCGACACCUUGGUUGGAACGGUGAAUGUGAAGCUGCAACCAUUGGAAACGACAUGCGAGAUUCAUGAUUCAUUCGAUUUGAUGGAUGGCCGAAAAACGGUUGGCGGAAAGCUAGAGGUGAAGAUACGGAUUCGAAAUCCGAUUUUAACCAAGCAAGUGGUCAACGAAAGUGAAAAAUGGCUUGUUCUCGAAUGAAAUCCGAAUGACCCGGUGCAACUUGGUGAAAAUAAUUUAAUGAAAUUGGAUUAUGAUAUGAGCUGUCAUUCUGAUUUUAAGCAUUUUAUUCUUAAAGAAAUUCAUAUGUUGUUUGGCAAUUAAUGUAAUAGUUAUUAAUAAAAACACGAAAGAGAUAUUUUUCUGUUGAAA
Molecule: messenger RNA, 2910 nt
Organism: Sitodiplosis mosellana (orange wheat blossom midge)
Lineage: Eukaryota; Metazoa; Arthropoda; Insecta; Diptera; Cecidomyiidae
Gene: l(2)gd1
Product: coiled-coil and C2 domain-containing protein 1-like
Exons: 8
Coding region: 178-2739 (853 amino acids)
Biological process (GO): regulation of transcription by RNA polymerase II
Cellular component (GO): nucleus
Molecular function (GO): DNA-binding transcription repressor activity, RNA polymerase II-specific; RNA polymerase II cis-regulatory region sequence-specific DNA binding
Source: RefSeq, a predicted model, not a curated record